AUGGAUAUCUGGAAACCACUUUUGUUGAUCGGAGAGAGUUUAGUACAUAUCCUACAAAACGACUUAACGGCCCAAAUGGUGAACAGGGAUGUCAUGAAUGUGGACACAAUCGACGACUUAUUUGAUGAUAGGCUCGAGUUUUCAACGCCUAUUCGAGGCAUCGAUUAUCCAACACUGGGAUAAUUUAUUAGCUGACUAUUACUAUCAGGUUUAUCGAGAAAUUAUUGAUGGGAGUGGUAUUCUAGGG
Oppiella nova is the source of this 247-nucleotide messenger RNA. The record is from the annotation of a GenBank genome assembly. NCBI's taxonomy places the organism in Eukaryota, Metazoa, Arthropoda, Arachnida, Sarcoptiformes, Oppiidae.